Morus notabilis is the source of this 1942-nucleotide messenger RNA. Its product is annotated as small GTPase LIP1. Gene Ontology annotation, biological process: intracellular protein transport. Gene Ontology annotation, molecular function: GTPase activity. The record is from RefSeq and is a predicted model, not a curated record. Gene Ontology annotation, cellular component: endomembrane system. Bases 595 to 1599 code for a protein of 334 amino acids. NCBI's taxonomy places the organism in Eukaryota, Viridiplantae, Streptophyta, Magnoliopsida, Rosales, Moraceae. The transcript is spliced from 7 exons.
CACUCACCAAUGGUAACAUCACGUGAGUGCUUCUGGACCCUCUCAGGCACCGCUCCGCACUCACGUUCGAACGACAACCGAUCAAAACCCUCUCAUCACCGAACCAAACCAACUUUCGCCAACCGUUUUAAAUUUUGUUUAACCUCGUCGGCUUGCUUAUUGCAGUAAAAAUCAAACAAAUAAACAAAAACGAAUCAAAUCAUAUUUCCUUAAUAGUUUGCAAUCCUACAUAUUUUCAUUUCAGAUCUCGUUUCUUCUUUCUUCUUAUUCGCUUGCGAAUUUGGAGCCAAACCCAGUUGUUAAUUUCUCGGAUCUGGGUUUUUGUGUUCUUCGUCUCCUUGUUGUGACAUUUCUGGAAAUGGGUUCUCUAUUUUCGGGCUGAUUUCGAUGUAACAUGGAUUUUAGAUUGAAACUGAAGACACCCAGUUCGAGAAACCGUUGGAUCUUGAGUGUGUUUGAUGGGACUUGAUUGUGUGUAAGGAAAAAGAAACCAAAAAUUAAAAAAAAAAGAGUUGUUUUUUUUUUUUUUUCUUGUGGAGUAUUUUGUUGAGGUGAUUUUUAUUGGGAGGGUUUUUGUGAAAAAAAAAAAAAAACAUGUUUUGGAGGGAACGUGAGAGGGAGAGCAAAGAGCAAAACGGAGGACCGCCCUGUGGGCAGGUUCGAGUACUUGUGGUUGGGGACUCAGGCGUUGGGAAAACAUCUCUUGUGCAUCUGAUUCUCAAAGGUUCUUCUACCGCUCGCCCUCCACAAACAAUUGGAUGUACAGUUGCUGUAAAGCACACUACUUACGGAAAUGCUGGUAGCUCUUCAAGCAGCAUCAAAGGCGACAGCGAAAGAGAUUUUUUCGUUGAGCUUUGGGAUGUUUCAGGACAUGAAAGAUACAAAGAUUGUCGAUCACUUUUCUAUACACAAAUUAAUGGUGUUAUUUUUGUUCAUGAUCUUUCUCAAAGGAGGACAAAAACUAGCUUGCAGAAGUGGGCAACUGAGAUUGCUUCAACUGGGACAUUUUCGGCUCCUCUAGGAUCUGGAGGACCUGGGGGCCUUCCUGUUCCGUAUAUUGUUAUUGGUAACAAAGCCGAUGUUGCAGCAAAAGAGGGCACAAGAGGAAGUAGUGGAAACCUUGUUGACGCUGCUCGUCAGUGGGUUGAAAAGCAGGGUCUGCUCCCAUCCAGUGAGGAACUUCCACUUACGGAGACUUUUCCUGGUUCCGGACGUCUCCUUGCGGCUGCAAAGGAAGCAAGAUAUGACAAGGAAGCCGUGAUGAAAUUCUUCCGAAUGUUGAUCAGGAGAAGGUACUUUGCAGAUGAAUUACCUGCUCAAAACUCGUGGUCCAUCUCUCCAGUUCAAAGACCUGUUCAGCGAUUGGAUGAUAAUUCAAGUGAUGACGAUUACAAGAAUACUAGUGUCCGCAGCGAUCCAUACAAAUACAACAUGCUUCCUCCUCUCCCAGCUCAACGCAAUCUCACUCCACCCCCGACACUCUACCCUCAGCAGCCGGUUUCGGUUUCUGAGAACUAUAGCCUGCCUAGAUUUGCUCUGAAUGGUUCCGCCGAAGUCAGCAGUACCGCCCGAUCAAGACGCUCAGAUAUUAACGUCUGAUGGGGUUGAGUCUUACAGUUUAUAUUCACAUUUCAAGAAGACAAAGUACGUAAUUUUUUUGUUUUUUUGUUUUUGUUUUGGCCUUUGAUAAAUUGUCUAUAAUGAUGAAAAUGUUCUGAUGUUCUUUUGUUUGUUCAUUGGAAUCUGCUACACUGAUUCUUUCAAUCUACAAGCCCCUCAUUGUAAGUGGUACAUGCUCUAGCACUCUGUUUGGACUAGAAUUUAUAAUGAUUGAUUUGUUCAACCCGAUAAUACGGGCAAUUCUUUUAAACCAAACAACGCUUGCUGUUGUAUUUGUUUUCUCAUUUCUCGAUCGAAAAAGUUUCCAAGUUCAAGGCUUCGA